Messenger RNA from Mytilus trossulus (common blue mussel), 986 nucleotides. RefSeq lists its product as uncharacterized. The record is from RefSeq and is a predicted model, not a curated record. The coding region runs from base 270 to 602 and encodes 110 amino acids. Lineage: Eukaryota; Metazoa; Mollusca; Bivalvia; Mytilida; Mytilidae. Gene Ontology annotation, molecular function: DNA-binding transcription factor activity. The transcript has 5 exons.
AGACAGACGAAGUUAAGAGACACAGCAUGUGAAAAGGAGACAGAGACAUAUUAUAUCAUAGAUACAAGUUAAUACAGAUAAUUAACACUUACCCAAAACCUACACAAAAGAGGUAUAAUGAAUGACAAUACAGCCUGGGUUCCAAGAUGCCUCCAAAAUCCUGAGGUAAAUGACCAGAAGACUUGGAUGAAAGAAUGGGUUGAGAGUGAAGAAGACCUCCAGACAGUACUAGAAGCUCAUCGAAGAGCAUCUCUAAGUACCUUUGUGACAUGAUGACUCAAAGAAAAACAAACCUAGAGAGAAGGAUUCUAUGGAAAUAUGGAGAUGUCAACAUACAUAAAGGCAGUAUGCCAUUCUCUGUAAAAAGAACUAUAGUGUAUACCUGCCAAUAUGGAAAGCCAAGAAGAAAAAGUAGCAAUGAAAACAUGAAUGAAGAGAAUGAUCACCAGUACAUUAAAAAAAAAAGAUUCCUGAUACAAACAACCAAAAAGGUUGGUUGUGAGGCCAAACUUGUAGUGAGAUAUAUUACCAGUAUGUUGAGAGAAGUUCAGAACAACCUUUUAUGUUUGAAGAGGAGUUGUCAGCACGUCAUCAUUGAAUAAAGUCAGUUGUAUUAGAAGUGAAGCCUAAUCAGAAAUGAGACAAUUAUCAAAUAAUUCAAAGACUACAUGGAUGUUAUCUGGACUAACAUUUGUAUGACCCAAAUGUGGUGUUUUUCAUAUGAAGACUUUAAUACAAAGCAAAUAAUUGGCUGUGGCAAACAUGUGUAUGCAUUUACAUGUUCAAAGACUUGAAGAACUUGUACUGCCUUCUUCAGAUUUCAGUAGAAUUUGUUUAAGACAGUAAAUUCUGAGUGUGAAUCGAAGAAUUUUUGCUCAUUUAAAUGAAUUAUGAAAAUGUUUUACAUCUUAAAUAUACAAAAACAACAUACAUUAUUUUUUCUUUUUUGAAACUUUUUACAAAAUAAAUUCUUAUAUAUAUACUAA